Medioppia subpectinata is the source of this 770-nucleotide messenger RNA. NCBI's taxonomy places the organism in Eukaryota, Metazoa, Arthropoda, Arachnida, Sarcoptiformes, Oppiidae. The record is from the annotation of a GenBank genome assembly.
AACACUGUUUACAACAAUUCAAUACAAAUCCAAUUGUUUAUCAUUUAAUUACAUCUUAAAUACGGUUCAUAUGAAUGAAAACUAAUGGCAUUUAUAGUGAGAAAUGCUCUCAAAAUAAGCCAUUUGUUGGCAAACAAUGGUUUGAAAAGCCAUAAAACGGCUUAUAUUGCAGUCAGAAAUUGCGGUUGGAUCAGAGACUGGAAACCCGGUCCCUAUCCUAAGACACAGGAGGAAAGGGACGCCGCGGCCAAGAAGUACAAUCUGAUCCCUGAGGACUACGAGACCUAUCCCGAGGGCUCCGGUUAUGGAGAUUAUCCCAAAUUACCGGCGGUCGGCGAGGAUGUGAGGGAUCCGUACGAAGAUCUCGACUAUCACUUCAGGCGACGAAACUAUGGCGAAACGUUGAAUAUAGACUACGAUAUCUAUACAUCCGAUCGACACAACCCUAACGAGACGUUGAGAUAUACACCGCUUCAAAUGGUGGCCACAUUUUUGGGCUCUUUCCUCUUCUUGUACUUCUUGGCCCUAACGGACACCUACUUUGAUCUGAGGAAUGCCUGGCAGUUGAAACCCAAACAAUACCCAAAGCCUGGUGUCGUUCACUACACUUUCGAGCCCUUAGACUAAUAGCUCUUUUAAUUAUCACUCAAUUGGUUAUUGAGAUUUGUUUUAAACUUGAAAUUGAAUUAAUUUGAUUCGUAACACAAAAUAUAUCUGUUUUAAUGAGAAUGUAAUUUAUUUGAAUAGUAAAUAAAAAUUAGAGUCGUUUA